Messenger RNA from Drosophila bipectinata, 924 nucleotides. RefSeq names its product Peroxiredoxin 3 (gene Prx3). Gene Ontology annotation, molecular function: thioredoxin peroxidase activity. Gene Ontology annotation, cellular component: mitochondrion; cytosol. The record is from RefSeq and is a predicted model, not a curated record. Gene Ontology annotation, biological process: hydrogen peroxide catabolic process; cellular response to stress; cell redox homeostasis. NCBI's taxonomy places the organism in Eukaryota, Metazoa, Arthropoda, Insecta, Diptera, Drosophilidae.
ACUAAUCAGCUGUUCUUACUUUUUGUAGCUUGUUAAAAUCCAGCCGGCUUUUUAACAAAUCUGGACUUUAAUCAGCCUUUAAAAUCAAUUAAUCACUGAGAUUUAAAAGUAAAAGAUGUCUUUCGUAGGACGAGCUUUGAUUCGCAACGUGCCUCAGCUUGGCAAGAGCCUCCUCAGCCAGCAGAAACAGUUCGCCGCUCGUCUGCUUCAUCAGACUGCUCCCCUUGCUGCAGUCCGAGUGCAGCAUCCCGCGCCCGAUUUCAAGGGCCUGGCUGUGGUGGGAAACAGCUUCCAGGAGGUUAAACUGGAGGACUACAGGGGAAAGUACUUGGUGCUGUUUUUCUAUCCUCUGGAUUUCACAUUCGUUUGCCCUACGGAAAUCGUUGCAUUUAGCGAGCGGAUCAAGGAGUUCCACGACAUCAAUGCCGAGGUUCUGGGCGUAUCCGUUGAUUCCCAUUUUAGCCACUUGACGUGGUGCAAUGUGGACCGCAAAAAUGGAGGAGUUGGUCAGCUUAACUACCCGCUCCUGUCGGAUUUGACCAAGAAAAUCUCCGCCGAUUAUGAUGUUCUGCUGGACAAAGAGGGCAUCUCGCUGCGUGGUACCUUCAUCAUUGACCCCAAUGGUAUCCUGCGACAGUACUCCAUCAACGAUCUGCCAGUUGGUCGAUCGGUCGAUGAGGUGCUGCGCCUAAUUAAGGCCUUCCAGUUUGUGGAGCAACACGGCGAGGUGUGCCCGGCCAAUUGGAACCCCAAGACGAACCCGGCCACAAUCAAGCCCGAUGUGGAAGAGUCCAAGAAAUACUUCACCAAACACGGCUAGACUGGGCCUCUAAACUCGAAAAAUGUUUAUUUUCCUUUAAACCUGAAACAUUCACCACACUAAAAAGACUCCAAUAAUAAAGAGAUGAACGAUACAAUAUCAAA